Symbiodinium natans is the source of this 627-nucleotide messenger RNA. Lineage: Eukaryota; Dinophyceae; Suessiales; Symbiodiniaceae. The record is from the annotation of a GenBank genome assembly.
AUGGUUGAGGUGCUGCUGCCGCAUGCGCGCAGCGGGCCGAGGCCUUUCCCAUGCCAGGUCUUGACACCCAGAAGUUGCCGCGGCUCCGCCCUGCGCAUCGCACCACCUGGCCGCCGCCGGGCGCCCAUCCUCGGGGCAGUGGAGAGCACGCCGCGGGUCCAAGUCACAGGCUGUGCGGCCUAUACGACCACGACCUCGACGCCUGCGAGCAUCCCAGGGCCUGAGCGAGGUGUGGUGGACCAAGCAGAGGUGCCCACGGGCACGUCACGUCCGCUCCCGGCAGAGAUUGCGGAGGCCGAGCGCCAAGCGGCACGCCAGCAGCGACGGCUGGAGAUGGAGCGGGAGCUCUGUGAGAAGCUCGGACUGCCCGAGGUUUCCGAGCAGCCGGCAGCACAAGUGCGGCCGCGCUCCGCCGGCCUGGCACCCAAGCGACCUCCAAAGCCCAAGCCGCAUCGCUCCAUCGGACCCCAGGCCAUGGCCGUGCCUCAGACCGUGGAGGAGCUGCCGAAGGUUCGCCGGUGGAAGUCGGCUUUCAUGCCGCUCUGGCUGGAUGUGGCCCCGGAGAAGAGCCCCGACCCGUGCGAUCUCGCAAAGACGGCGCCGGCUGCGAUGUCCGCCGGCUAUGAA